AUGGCGAGCGGCGGCCAUAUGCAUAAUUUCACCACCCUCAUCAAGCGGCUCGAGGCAGCGACCUCACGCUUGGAGGAUAUGGCGAUGUCCCUAGACGACCCCAACGUAGCGAAGGGUCUGGGUACUCCUUCCCCAGCUGCACCUGCCACCCCCGAACCUCCUAAGCCUGCACCUCCUCCCCCGGCGCCUCCUGCUGCGCCGCAGGUUCCCCCGCAGAUCCAAGACUUCGACGCAUUGAUCAAGGGGGAUGUCCAAAACUUUGUCAACCUCGGUGAGAAGGUUGGCGGGCUUGUUGCAGAGCAGUCAAAAGCAGUUCUGCAAGCCUUCCAGGCCGAGCGUACAUUCCUCUAUGUCUCGACGAAAGCCAAGAAGCCCGAUGUCCCCCCUCCAGAGCUCAUGACGGAAUUGCACAAGGCCUCGGACAGUAUCAACAACAUUAAGGAGUCGAACCGUGCGUCACCAUUGUUCAACCACCUGAGCGCCGUUGCGGAGGGUAUUGUUGCCUUGGGCUGGUUCUUCGAGACCAAGCCCGCGGAGUUCGUGUCUGAGAUGAUUGGUGGUAUUGAGUACUACGGAAACAAGGUGCUGAAGGAGUACAAGGAGAAGGACCGAACACACGUUGAGUACAUCCAAGCAUACUACCAGAACUUCAAGGCGCUCUCUGCCUAUCUGAAGAAGCACUAUCCCAAGGGCUUGACUUGGAACAACGAAUCUGGCCUCAAUGUGUUGGAUGCUUUGAAAGAGAUCAAGCGCGGCUCUGCCCCAGCUGGCGGCGCUGCUCCUCCUCCUCCUCCCCCUCCACCUCCUCGUCCCGCCCCUCCCCCUCCUCCCGGAAUCCCUCCAGCUCCUGCGCCGUCUGCCCCCGCGCCCGAUAUGUCUGCUGUGUUUGACCAGCUCAACCAAGGCGAGCAUAUCACAUCCGGUCUUCGCAAGGUCGACAAGUCGGAAAUGACACACAAGAACCCCAGCCUGCGUGCGGGCUCGACAGUCUCUGAGGGCUCAGGUUCUCCCCGGGGCAAGUCGCCUGCGCCGAGCAAGAAGCCCAAGCCUGAGAGCAUGCGCUCCCGCAAGCCUCCACGCAAGGAUCUGGAAGGAAAUAAAUGGUUGAUCGAGAACUUUGAGGGCUCCGAUGAGAUCAUUGAGGUCGCCGCGGCGCAAAAUCAGUCUAUUCUCAUCACCCGCUGCAACAAGUGUAUCGUCAAGGUCUCGGGCAAGGCCAAUGCCAUCGCCAUUGACAACUGCACUGGUCUCUCUAUCAUUGUUGACUCUUUGGUCAGCAGCCUGGACGUCAUCAAGUCGCCCAAGUUUGCUCUGCAGAUCGACGGUACCGUCCCGACUGUUCUGUUGGAUCAGGUCGAUGGUGCCACUGUCUAUCUUGGCCAGCAGAGCCUUGCCACCGAGGUCUUCACUAGCAAGUGCAGCGCCAUCAACAUCAUGCUGCCUCCCAAAGAGGGCACCGAUGAUGAUACCAAGGAGUGCCCCGUUCCUGAGCAGAUUAAGAGCUACAUCAAGAACGGUGUGCUGGUCAACGAGAUCGUUGAGCACGCCGGCUAA
Penicillium cataractarum is the source of this 1554-nucleotide messenger RNA. It is a transcript of the gene capA, whose product is annotated as adenylate cyclase-binding protein. Gene Ontology annotation, biological process: cytoskeleton organization; regulation of adenylate cyclase activity. The transcript has 5 exons. Gene Ontology annotation, molecular function: adenylate cyclase binding; actin binding. The record is from RefSeq and is a predicted model, not a curated record. NCBI's taxonomy places the organism in Eukaryota, Fungi, Ascomycota, Eurotiomycetes, Eurotiales, Aspergillaceae. Gene Ontology annotation, cellular component: cytoplasm. The coding region runs from base 1 to 1554 and encodes 517 amino acids.